This is a messenger RNA of Knipowitschia caucasica, 1119 nucleotides long. The record is from the annotation of a GenBank genome assembly. NCBI's taxonomy places the organism in Eukaryota, Metazoa, Chordata, Actinopteri, Gobiiformes, Gobiidae.
AUGGGAGACAAAGACACCGUGGAGAAGUUCUUGGACAACAACCCGCAGUUUGCCACCGAGUAUUUCGAUAAGAAAAUCAAAGCGGAUGUGAUCACCGCAGCGUUCAACAACAAGGUCCAGGUGAAGGAUCCCAGCUCGUACAAAGAUGUCACGGCCAUCCAGGAGUCGGAGUUCAUAUUUGAGCUGGUGAAAGAGAUGCAGGACUACAGCCAGAUGGAGAAAGCUCUUCACAAAGUCCUGCAGAGGAUCGCGCUGAUGAUCCAGGCGGACAGGUGCAGCUACUUUGUGUUUCGCAGCAGGAAUGGCUGUCCGGAGCUGACCACGGUCCUGUUCGACAUCACUCAUAACUCCACCUUUCAGAGCAAUCUGGUGCACCCCAACGUGGAGAUCGUCUACCCCACCGAUAUGGGGAUAGUGGGGUACACCGUGACCUCAAAGAAACCCCAGGUCGUGGCAGAUGUGAAGAAGGACUCUCACUUCAGCGACUUUGUGGACAAGCAGACCAAGUACACCACCAAAUGCAUGCUCACGGCCCCCAUCAUGAGCGGGAAGGAUCCCAUCGGAGUCAUCACGGCCCUCAACAAACAGGGGGCCGACGAGUUCUCCAAAAGUGACAUCGACCUUUUCACCAAAUAUGCAAACUUCGCCACGCUGGUUUGUCUACAGGCGCACACCGCGUACAUGUGGGAUGUCGAGUCCAGGAGGAGUCAGGUGCUGCUGUGGUCUGCCAGUAAGGUGUUUGAAGAGUUGACAGACAUCGAGAGGCAGUUCCACAAAGCUCUGUACACAGUGCGCACGUAUAUCAAAUGUGAGAGAUACUCAGUGGGGUUAUUGGACAUGACUAAAGACAAGGAGUUCUUUGAUGAAUGGGCGAUCAAGUUAGGAGAGCAGGAGGCGUACAAAGGUCCAAAAACUCCAGAUGGCAGAGAAAUCGCCUUCUACAAAAUUAUCGAUUACUUGCUGGAGACAGAAAAGGAGGAGAUCAAAGUUAUCCCAGGUCCUCCUGCUGACCACUGGGCUCUGGUCAGCGGGCUCCCUUCGUAUGUGGCAGAGAAUGGAUUUAUUUGUAACAUGAUGAACGCCAGCGCCGAUGAGUACUUUACAUUCCAGGUCAUUUGA